Molecule: messenger RNA, 1494 nt
Organism: Knipowitschia caucasica
Lineage: Eukaryota; Metazoa; Chordata; Actinopteri; Gobiiformes; Gobiidae
Source: the annotation of a GenBank genome assembly
AUGUCUAAGUUGAAUCAAAACAGAGAGAUUGUGAUCGUCCUCAGACUCUGCUCGCAGCCCGAAGGACCGAGCACCUCCUCUCCCUGGCUCCUAUCGCCUCCUCUCCCUGGCUCCUAUCGCCUCCUCUCCCUGGCUCCUAUCGCCUCCUCUCCCUGGCUCCUUUCGCCUCCUCUCCCUGGCUCCUAUCGCCUCCUCUCCCUGGCUCCUAUCGCCUCCUCUCCCUGGCUCCUAUCGCCUCCUCUCCCUGGCUCCUAUCGCCUCCUCUCCCUGGCUCCUUUCGCCUCCUCUCCCUGGCUCCUAUCGCCUCCUCUCCCUGGCGCCUAUCGCCUCCUCUCCCUGGCUCCUAUCGCCUCCUCUCCCUGGCUCCUAUCGCCUCCUCUCCCUGGCUCCUAUCACCUCCUCUCCCUGGCCCCUAUCGCCUCCUCUCCCUGGCACCUAUCGCCUCCUCUCCCUGGCUCCUAUCGCCUCCUCUCCCUGGCUCCUAUCGCCUCCUCUCCCUGGCUCCUAUCGCGUCCUCUCCCUGACUCCUAUCGCCUCCUCUCCCUGGCUCCUAUCGCCUCCUCUCCCUGGCGCCUAUUGCCUCCUCUCCCUGGCUCCUAUCGCCUCCUCUCCCUGGCUCCUAUCGCCUCCUCUCCCUGGCGCCUAUUGCCUCCUCUCCCUGGCUCCUAUCGCCUCCUCUCCCUGGCUCCUAUCGCCUCCUCUCCCUGGCUCCUAUCGCCUCCUCUCCCUGGCUCCUAUCGCCUCCUCUCCCUGGCUCCUAUCGCCUCCUCUCCCUGGCCCCUAUCGCCUCCUCUCCCUGGCGCCUAUCGCCUCCUCUCCCUGGCCCCUAUCGCAUCCUCUCCCUGGCCUCUAUCGCCUCCUCUCCCUGGCCCCUAUCGCCUCCUCUCCCUGGCUCCUAUCGCCUCCUCUCCCUGGCUCCUAUCGCCUCCUCUCCCUGGCCCCUAUCGCCUCCUCUCCCUGGCCUCUAUCGCCUCCUCUCCCUGGCUCCUAUCGCCUCCUCUCCCUGGCUCCUAUCGCCUCCUCUCCCUGGCCCCUAUCGCCUCCUCUCCCUGGCUCCUAUCGCCUCCUCUCCCUGGCUCCUAUCGCCUCCUCUCCCUGGCCCCUAUCGCCUCCUCUCCCUGGCCUCUAUCGCCUCCCUCUCCCUGGCUCCUAUCGCCUCCUCUCCCUGGCUCCUAUCGCCUCCUCUCCCUGGCCCUAUUUAAGAAAAUAAAUCUGGCAACAACAACAACAAAAAACAGCAAACGGCAAAUUGGAAACGUCUUCACAGAGCAGCAGUGUGCACCUCCUCUGUCCGCCACCAGGUGGGGGUGUGCACCUCCUCUGUCCGCCACCAGGUGGGGGUGUGCACCUCCUCUGUCCGCCACCAGGUGGGGGUGUGCACCUCCUCUGUCCGCCACCAGGUGGGGGUGUGCACCUCCUCUGUCCGCCACCAGGUGGGGGUAUGCACCUCCUCUGCAUACUCAUUUUGCUGUGAGUUUAUUCCAGAUCGUGUGA